This is a messenger RNA of Candidozyma haemuli, 3378 nucleotides long. It is a transcript of the gene MET10, whose product is annotated as sulfite reductase subunit alpha. The record is from RefSeq and is a predicted model, not a curated record. NCBI's taxonomy places the organism in Eukaryota, Fungi, Ascomycota, Pichiomycetes, Serinales, Metschnikowiaceae. The transcript has a single exon. Gene Ontology annotation, molecular function: sulfite reductase (NADPH) activity; FMN binding; flavin adenine dinucleotide binding. Gene Ontology annotation, cellular component: cytosol. Bases 1 to 3378 code for a protein of 1125 amino acids.
AUGAGCCCUCACGCUAUCCCUAACGGUGUCAAGUCGCCUGCCUCGGCUUCUGAGGCCUCGCUGUCUUCCACCCACGUCGUCAAGGCUAACCCUUUUGGUGCCUCGGUUGAUCCUCACUUGGUGAAGAACACUGCUUAUACUUCUCCAGCUACCAUCAUCAGCCAGUCUGUGUACGCUUUGGCUAGCUCGAUUUUCUCGUACGAGACUGUGGGCGCCCCAAACUUGGUGGACGCUCAUUUGCAGCUCUGGGCUCUGCACUUUAAGAGACAGAAUGCUGUGGGAGUGGUGCCUCCAUUCCAUAGAUUUGAACCUAGAGCUGGUUCUGCUAAUGCUAUUUUGGGUUACGCUGCUAGUAACAUUUCUUCUACUGGCCCACAUACUGCUGUGUUGGGCGCCAACGCUUUGCCAUACAUGCAGCCUACUUUGGCGGUGGCUGCAAAAUUGCCUUUGAGCUUGAACGUCUCGGCUAUUGACUUUGAUACUGCUACGAGCUCUUUGGUUUCCAACUACCUGACUCCUUUGGCCGUUGCUCGUAACUUGGGCUUCCCUGUGGUGGGCCCUGUGGACUCCCAUAGCGCUUUGGAGUUGCAAUACACCACUGUUCUCUCUCACUUUUUGGCUGCUUUGAUCAAGGGCCCAUCUUUGCACGUUUUCGAUGGCCCUGAAUUCGCUCGUUUGUUUGCCAAGUACGAGGACAUCUUGUCUGUCGCUGAUGUUGGUCGUUUGUACCAGCAGUUGGUGUCUUCUGUUGCUCACGGUGACCUUUCUUUGGAAAAGGCUGUGGACACUGCUUUUGAGACUUUCAACAAGGUCGCUGGCACCAACUUGAAGCCUUUUGAGUAUGUUGGACAUGCCAACCCAGAAACCGUUUUCGUUGCUUUUGGUGCCCACGAAGCUACUGAGCUUGCUGGCGUUAUUUCCAAGGCUUCUACUACUUCUCCUGUUGGUUUGGUUAAGGUUAGAGUGCCUUUCCCAUUUAACCAGGAACAGUUUGUUGCUUCUGUUCCUUCUUCUGCUCGUAAGGUUAUUGUUGUUUCUGCUGAAACUGGCUCUACUUUGAAGGCUGACGUUGCUGCUGCUUUGUUUAUCGGUGGUCGUUUCGGUUCGGUUACCGUUGACGAGUUUGUCCAUCCAGCCAACUUUGUCUGGGCUCCAAUUCCAACCUUGAAGGUUAUUUCUGAGUACGAAGCUUCUGUUGAUCCAGCUGUCGUUUUGGCUACCACUGUUUCUGCUCCACCAGCUCAGAUCACUGCCAACACUUCUCCAGAAGGCUCUUACUUGUUCUGGGCUCGUGACAACAGUGACACGGUUGAGACUGCCAGCAAGUUGGCUCUUUCUUUGUCAUUGGAUGACUCCAAGAACGUUGCUUUCAGAAACAAGUUCGAUACUACUGUCGCUGGAGGUAUUGCUCAGUCUCAAAUUGUCAGUGCUGCUAAGAACAGCUCUGCUUCUACUUCUGUGGACGCUGCUGAUGUCGUUUUGAUCGAGGACGUUUCUAUCCUUAACCACUACGACGUUUUGGCUACUGCUAAGCCUGGUGCUAAGAUUAUCUUGGCUAACCACAAGAAGAUCAACAACAACAUCGAACAGGACUUCGUUGAGAAGUUGCCUCUUGACUUCAAGCGUACUUUGGCCAAGUCCAGAUCUUCUUUGACCGUCAUUGACUUCUCUCUUAUUGAGGAGUUGGACGCUGUCAGCGACUCUACCAAGGGUUUCUCUGCUGACUUCUUGACCCAGGUUGCUUUCUGGAGAGCUUCCUUGCCUGAAUUGGACGGUUUCAUUGUCAACAAGUUGUUGCAGGCUAACGGUAACGAUUUCGAAUUGUUGGCUGCCGUUUUGGACAAGUUCGUUGCUACUGUUGACGAGAAGAACGCCUUGAAGCCUGUUGAGAUCCCAGAAGAAUGGGUUGACUUGGAGGACGUUGUUCCAGAAGCUCAGAUCGAGACCGAAGAGGUUGACGAGAAGGCUGAAAAGGAAGACCACAUUGGCGACACCAAGUCUGAGAAGGAAGCUGAGGAGAAGAAGGAGGCCGAAGAGGAGGCUGUUCCAUUGCCUUUCUUCCCUACCGAGUCCUCCUUCUUCCCUAACCCAAGAACCGAGGUUACUGGUGCUGAAGACAACUUCCACAAGGGUAAGCUGGACGCUGCCAUCAAGCUUGCUUUCCCAGAGGCCUACAGCCUCAAGAAGGACUUGAGACCAGACUUGCCAGUCCAGAACUUCGUGGUUAAGGUCCAGGAGAACAAGAGAUUGACUCCAUCUGAGUACUCCAGAAACAUUUUCCACAUCGAGUUCGAUGUUACUGGUACUGGCUUGAAGUACGAGAUUGGUGAAGCUUUGGGUAUCCACGGUCGUAACAACAGCGAGCACGUUGAGUCUUUCUUGGAGUUCUACGGUGUUGACGGUGACUCUUUGGUUGAAGUCACCAACAGAGACGAUAUCUCCUUGUUGGAAGUCAGAUCUGCCAGACAGGCUUUGACUGACAAUGUUGAUUUCUUGGGUAAGCCACCAAAGCGUUUCUACGAGUCUUUGGCUCCUUAUGCUACUGACGAGAAGGAGAAGGCUGCUUUGGAGAAGUUGGCCAGUGGUGCUGGUGCUGAGGAGUUGAAGAAGAGACAGGAAGUUGACUUCUCCAGCUAUGUGGAUAUCUUGGAGGAGUUCAAGUCUGCCAGACCAGCGUUUGACGAGUUGGUCAAGAUCAUUGCUCCAUUGAAGAGAAGAGAGUACUCCAUUGCCUCUUCCCAGAAGAUGCACCCUAACGCUGUUCACUUGUUGAUUGUUGUUGUUGACUGGGUCGACAGCAAGGGCAGAACCCGUUACGGUCACUGUUCCAAGUACUUGUCUGACUUGAGAAUCGGCGACGAGUUGGUUGUCAGUGUCAAGCCAAGUGUUAUGAAGUUGCCUAAGUUGCCAGAGCAGCCUAUCGUUAUGUCUGGUUUGGGUACUGGUUUAGCUCCAUUCAAGGCUUUCAUCGAAGAGAAGAUCUGGCAACAGCAACAGGGUCACAAGAUCGGUGAAAUCUACUUGUACAUGGGUUCCAGACACAAGAAGGAGGAGUACCUUUACGGUGAACUCUGGGAAGCUUAUAAAGAUGCUGGUGUGUUGACCCACAUUGGUGCAGCCUUCUCUCGUGACCAGCCACAGAAGAUUUACAUUCAAGACAAGAUCAGAAGCUCCAUUGAGGACUUGACCGAUGCCAUUGUCAAGAAGGAAGGUUCCUUCUACUUGUGUGGUCCAACCUGGCCUGUUCCAGACAUCACUGCUUGUUUGGAGGACAUUGUCAAGAACGGUGCCAAGAGAGCAGGCGAAGAGAUCAAGGAUGUUGCUAAGGUUGUUGAGGACAUGAAGGAAGAUGGACGUUACAUUUUGGAGGUCUAUUAG